Messenger RNA from Seriola dumerili (greater amberjack), 4048 nucleotides. It is a transcript of the gene hrh2b, whose product is annotated as histamine H2 receptor-like. Gene Ontology annotation, cellular component: membrane. Gene Ontology annotation, biological process: adenylate cyclase-activating adrenergic receptor signaling pathway. The record is from RefSeq and is a predicted model, not a curated record. Gene Ontology annotation, molecular function: G protein-coupled receptor activity. Bases 487 to 1587 code for a protein of 366 amino acids. Lineage: Eukaryota; Metazoa; Chordata; Actinopteri; Carangiformes; Carangidae. The transcript is spliced from 3 exons.
CAUGUGUCUGUCCACACGUCUGUGAGAUCAGAGACGGGAGGAACCGAGGGAGGAGAGACGGAGAAAGACCGUGAGAGAGAGAGAGAGAGAGAGAGAGAGAGAGAGAGAGAGGAAUAAGUUGAGACAUAAGCAGGCUCAAGGAACCAGAGGAAGACAUUCAUGAUCUAGGAAGAAGGUUGGGAACUGAUGAUCAUUUAAGACAAACCAUGUGAGUUCUUCUUCUUCCCCAGGGGCGGAGCAGAGGCCGAUGGCAGUGACACAAUAAGAAAAGAGAUGGCUGGGAAAUGCUUUCCACUCAGUCAUGUAUUUGUGAACCUGAUUGCCUUCACACGCAGGAGCUGUGCAAGGAUUUGUCUGAUGGGAAAGUGAACUGACUGCAGCUGAGGAAGUUUGGAGACAAGUGGAUGAACCGGUGUCGACAGUUUCCACUGAGAUACAAACAGCAGCACUGCUUCAGUGAACCCAGCGCCUGAAGAGGAGGCCGACAUGAUCUCCACAGCUCUCCGCUGGCUGGUCCUGGUGUCUUUUAUCAUUCUGACCAUUGGUGGGAACGUGCUGGUGUGUCUGGCUGUGGGGCUCAGCCGUCGACUGUGGCGCAUCGCUAAUUGCUUUGUGGUGUCGCUGGCAGUGACAGAUCUCCUGCUCGGUCUGCUGGUGCUGCCCUUGUCUGCCACCGUGGAGCUGCGCAGCGGGAAAUGGCCCCUCGGAGGAGCCCUGUGUAACAUCUACAUCUCGCUGGAUGUCAUGCUGUGUACAUCCUCCAUCCUGACCCUGCUGGCAAUCAGCGUGGACCGAUACCUGGCCAUUUCAGCUCCCCUCAGCUACUCCCGGAGAGUUACCCCUCUGAGGGUGACACUGGCCAUGAUCACCAUCUGGGCCUUGUCACUGGCUCUGUCCUUUGUACCCAUCCACCUGGGCUGGAACACAGACGACUACAGCGUGCAGCACUUGGACUGGGGCAUGGAGGAUGAGGACAAAGAGGGACGCUACUGUCAGUUUGAAUGGAAUAACAACUAUGUUCUUAUUUAUGCCUUUGGCUCAUUCUACCUGCCUCUGCUGCUCAUGUGUGGGAUGUAUCUUUGCAUAUUCAGAGUGGCACGAGAACAGGUGCGGCGUAUUCGUGCUGCCACGCCAUCAUUUGCACGAAUAGCAUCAACCGCAGCCAUAGCCCGAGAGCACAAAGCCACGGUGACCCUGGCGGCCGUACUGGGGGCCUUCGUCGUCUGCUGGUUCCCGUACUUCACCUUCCUUACCUGCAUGGGAAUAAGGGAAAAGACGAACCCUCCUAACACACUUCACUCUGUGGUUCUGUGGCUGGGCUACUUUAAUUCAGCUCUGAACCCCAUCCUGUAUCCAGCCUUCAACAGGGAUUUCCGCAGGGCCUACGGAGAGCUGCUUCACUGUACGGGAUCCUCUCGCAGAAAACUGCUGUUUACUCGUGUGUCUGUUCAUAAAAGAUGGACCUUCACUAACGGACAAAGGGCUUCGCAGCACUCAGAGAAGCAAAUAGAGACUGUGAAGAAAGAAACUGAGGGAAAGAGCCUCAGUCUGCUCGAGAGAAAUGGCGUCCCUGACGAGCCCAGGUGAAACGCUGUGGAUGUGCUGGACUGCAGACUCGCAGCAAAGCGUUGCUCCACCACUCACACAUUAGCUAACCAUUCACAGUAUCAGUUAGACGUUGAGUGUAUAGUGCCAAAGAUUACACAUUUAUGUGAAACUCCAGGCACAUCAGGAACAUUCAAUACAUUUUGUCAGUGUGUUGGUCCAUGUGCUUAAAAACAAUAGGUGCCCAUUAUAUUUCUGAUUGUUUUAUACCACGGAUGAAACUCACAGUUCUGAAGUGUCUGUUUAUUACAAAGUGUAGAAAAGCAGACAACAAUGAAAACCAAAGCAAAGAGAGCAGAGCAGAGCAGUGAAUGGAUGACUCAGUAAGUUUCCCAGCAUGCUGCAGGGAGACGCCGGUGGUUAAAAGUUUGCAAAUUGUUUAUUUUCUCUCCCUCAGCUCCUCCAGUGAAAGUGAAUCAGUGUCCAGCAAUUUGAACUGAUGUGUGCAAUAUUUCUAUGUUUGACUCGACCCGAACGAGACGGCCGGAGCGGUUUCCUGGACGUCUCAACAGAUUAACUACAACUAGAGAAAACAUCUGUUUUAAAAAGUGGGUGUUUAUUAUUCACACACUCAACAUUCAACAUGGUGCAACCCUCCAUGUGAAGCUGCUCCUGACGAGGUUCAGUAUGUAAGACUUUAUUAUAACGUGCACGCUCUGCAUCAUAUCAAGUGAAUAAAGCCAAAUCUCUGUCCAUGACACCCUCACGACAACGUCAUCAUGUUGACGUGUUACCAGGAUCAUUGUCACGUAUUCACAUCAGCAGCUUCAAACUUCAACCUGCUGACACACAGUAAGGAGAAAAGACGAGAGUAUGAAUGUCUAGCAGUUCACUGGUAACACAAACAUGAUACCUGUGCACACACAGAUACAUACACACGAGACAUAUGCAUUAAAAUAAAAUGUAGAUAAACCAAUUUAAAAAGGGUUAAAUAUAAUUUAAAGCUACAGGAGUGAAAACGUGAUCGGAGAGGUGAGAAAGAUGUCAGGAACCUCAGCAGGUAAAAUUAAUGCUUUCAAUUCAUUUUGCAAAUGAGUUUAUAAAUUCAGUCAUUUCAUGAAGCAGAAUAAUUAAAUCUUUUAUUUAUUUAAUAAGUGUAUUUAUUAUAGUUUUUUGUCACAUACUUGUACUUUUUAGUCAUUAAAUCUUUUGUAUCCAGUUAUAAUUCAAUAAAAUAUAAUUAAUCAAUAAAUGAUUUGAUACAGACAUUUUAUAUGAUAGUUAAUUUUUUAUUUAAUUUCUGUUGACAUUCAGCAUCAAUCAAAUAUUUCCAUGAAAUAUAUUUCAGAUUUCAAACUGAAAAGAAGCAUGAACGGGUGAGGAAUGAUAUUUUCUCUAUAACAAAUUAUUCAUUUGUGAAAAUAAAAUCAGGCCAACAGGGUGUUACAUGGUUAAUCCAUUUUCCCCAGUGUGCUGUAAGUUCUAAUUUAUGAAGCUGUUAUCGUUUCCAUUUUAUAAAUGUCCAUCGUAAUUUCCAUCCACGCAUUUAAAGUUGGGCUCUCCUGUGACUUCUCCAUUACCUGCCAAUCAGCAGUUUAUUCAUUAAAUAAUAAAUUCAUCUCUUUUCAACCAGUCUUCAUGUAUUUAUCUCAAAUAUAUAGUCUUCAUUUCUGGGGGCAUUUCACAUUUACAUUAUCCCGCUCCAAAGGUCUCUGAUGACAGGCAUGGUCAGAAAAUAUGGUGGUGGUUUGCAUUUUGAUUUCCACAGUGUCUCCAUCAGACAGGAAGGUUAUUAUCAUAAUGUAAUAAAAUACCUUAUCAGCUUUUUCCAACCAAACUCCCUCCACUUCUGUGAGCUGGUACACCUCCACUGACGCCUCUGUAUUGUUGUCCAUCUUUCCUCAGAUAUAAUCAUCCCCCCGUCCCAGUUUGAUUUAAUGUAUGAAGUUGGAUGUGUUUUCAGAUUUCACUUUGUAUAUGAUGAAAUUAUUCUCCUACCAGUAUCUGCGCGGUUACAAGACCCACUCUUAAAAUAGCACUGAAGCAAUGUCAGUGACAGGACCGGGCGAGCUGAGUGUGGUUCUAAUUAAAGUUUCAUGUGAACCUCGGUGCUGUUGAUGGUCGAUGAAGUAGGUUGAGUUGAUGGCUUGUCUCAAUAGAGGAGAGGAUGCUGCUGAGGAGGAGACGUCAUUAUCACUGAUACAGAGUCUGAACCUGGAGGCGAUGGAGCCAGCAGCAGCACAGUGACAUACUUCAUCAGUAGAUAACACGAGAUGCAGCUGAGUCCUCUGAAAGGUGGAGGAUGAAUCUGUAAUGCUGCUCCUGGCCACGUUCAGGUGGUGCACCUGCAGCCACGUGGAGGUGAAACACCCGCCUCUAUAAAACUGAUGGAGUCCAGCAUCAGUCCUAACUGUUACUGUUCUUCACAUCUUUUCUGUGUGUUUGCACGUGUAACGGUGAUUUACAGAAGAGUGUUUUUCCAAAAUAAAAUGAGAGUUCACAA